AUGGAACCGGGUUUGAUCUUGAUGUUUAUGUCAAUCUUUGUUAGCGCAAGGGACAGAGAGUUAGAGGAGUUUGUUGAAAAAGACAUCAAGGUUUUUUUUUCGUCCUAUCCCACACAGAUUCUUGGGCUAGAAGAGGAAAAUGGGCUUCUAGUGUCUCACAGCAAGUAUGUGAAUCCAAGCAAGUACAAGUUUGUUACAAGGGCGAGGCUGGUGAAGUCUGGAGAGAAGUAUGUUGUGAUAUUUGGAGAAAAUAACAUAUGCAAAGAUGGAAACUCGGUGGUGAAGUGCAAAGAAGAAAGACCCUGGGACAUAGACAGAAAGGAGUUUGGAUACACAAUCUCUACGGACAACAAAUGCAUUACCAAGGGUCCUGAGGAGUCCAUUCAGAUGAAGAUCUGUGUCAAUACGGACGAUCAGAUAUUUAGCUUCAAGCUUGCAGACCUCGGGGGAUGUGGAGACAUAGGGUCCCUUCUGAGGAACGAAGGGAGAAAGAAUAUGACAACAAAUGUGAAUAUAUUUCAUCCAGAGAGUGAAUGUCCUUCAUCCAUCAGGAUAAAGACAAAGGGAGAUGUAAAUAAGAACAUCAUCCUCCCCAUUAAGAGAGAAAAGAAUAGAAACACUUCCUUUUCUCAGCAAGGGGACGUCUCCAGCUAUUCAGGAGACGAAGCGGACUUCCCCUUGUAUGAAGAAACCUUGCCAAAGGAAGAAGAAGUGACUGUCACACAUGUCUUGACAAGAAACCCCCAUUCUGGGGUCAAAAGGGUGCACUUAGAUCAUCAUCAUUCUCCUCACCAUUACAGAAGUAAAAAUCUGGUUAGGAGGGAUCCUAUAAUUUUCUAG
Messenger RNA from Encephalitozoon intestinalis ATCC 50506, 840 nucleotides. RefSeq lists its product as uncharacterized. The record is from RefSeq and is a predicted model, not a curated record. The transcript has a single exon. NCBI's taxonomy places the organism in Eukaryota, Fungi, Microsporidia, Unikaryonidae. The coding region runs from base 1 to 840 and encodes 279 amino acids.